AUGAACCGCGAGGGGGCCCCCGGGAAGAGUCCGGAAGAGAUGUACGUUCAGCAGAAAGUGCGGGUCCUGCUCAUGCUGAGGAAGAUGGGCUCCAAUCUCACCCCUAGUGAGGAAGCAUUCCUGCGGUCGUAUGCUGGAGUGGUCACUAGUCAGCUCAGCCAGCUGCCCCAGCACUCCAUUGACCAGGGUAAGUGUUCAGUUAUAGGGCGGCUCUUAACCAGGCUGUUUCUUAUGUAG
This is a messenger RNA of Staurois parvus, 237 nucleotides long. The record is from the annotation of a GenBank genome assembly. Lineage: Eukaryota; Metazoa; Chordata; Amphibia; Anura; Ranidae.